AAGCAGAAUGAGGGCCCCUGGGAUCUCCAUGCUCCUGUCUUGGGUAGCAACCCUGGGCCAGCUGACCUCCUCAGGGGCCCACAAAGGCCGAAUUGUGGGAGGGCAAGAAGCAAAACCCCACUCCUACCCAUUUAUGGUCUCCAUCCAGUACCACGGUGAGCACCUCUGCGGGGGGUCCCUGAUCCGGCCCCAGUGGGUGCUCACAGCUGCCCACUGUGAGGUCUCCAAGGAGCCCACUGCCUUCCAGAUAGUCCUGGGUGUCCACUCCCUGAUUACUCCAGAGUCAACCCAGCAGGUAUUUGGGAUCCUUCGGGCAGUCCCUUACCCACUCUUCAAUUCCCCGGCUGACCUCAACGACAUACAGCUGCUCAAGCUCAAUGGCAGCGCUUUGCUGACCGCCUCGGUGAAGACGGCGCGCCUUCCCGGGUGGAACACCUUAGUCCUCCCGGGCACUCGGUGCUGGAUCUGCGGCUGGGGAGAUAUCCCCGGCCAGGAGGACCCCCCCACCGUCCUCAUGGAGGCGCCGGUAGUGGUCACGGCCCGGCAGGCCUGCAACAGCUCCUGGAGGGGGAGCAUCAACCAGGACAUGGUCUGCACCUCGGGCGCUGAGAAGGGCCGGCUCCAGGGCUUCUGCGGGGGGGACUCUGGGGGACCGCUCGUCUGCCACGGGAAGCUUCUAGGCGUCGUGUCCUUCUCAUCCAGAACCUGUGGGGAUCCCCGCUACCCUGAUGUCUACACCCGCGUCUCCACCUUCAUGGCCUGGAUCCAUGAUGUGCUGCAGCAUUAUUGACCUUACUGGCAGCGCGCAACACUCACAAAGGCAGGACUUCGGGGCCCCCAGUGUCUACUCGGUCCAGCCUCUUCCCCCUGCAAUCUCACAUGGGGAAAACCCAGUCCAAGACAGAGGAAGGGAUCUUCCACUGGACCGGUGGUGGGGUCUCAACUGGGCUUUCCUGGUUUAGAAGAGGAAUUGAAUUUUGAAUAAAAACUCUUUCUCAAUCUCA
Molecule: messenger RNA, 1004 nt
Organism: Antechinus flavipes (yellow-footed antechinus)
Lineage: Eukaryota; Metazoa; Chordata; Mammalia; Dasyuromorphia; Dasyuridae
Product: serine protease 57-like
Exons: 5
Coding region: 8-790 (260 amino acids)
Biological process (GO): proteolysis
Molecular function (GO): serine-type endopeptidase activity
Source: RefSeq, a predicted model, not a curated record